CAUAGGGCGCUGUGUAACCAUUGUGGCCUUUGAAAAUGAAGAGGAAACAUUUGCUAUUUUUUCUUGAGAGACUGAGGGAUGAGAUGUUGUGUCGGCACGUCGGUAGGAUGAGGACACGUUGGCGCAUGUGUAUUACGUAGUUUUCAGAACAUCAAAUCACCAUGCCAAGAAUUCCUGGUCGUGUUCGACGAAGUAGACGAAGAUCAACCAUAGCAGAUACGACAGCUACAUUCAAUGCUGAACAACAAAACGAAGAAGCACAUUCGAGUUCUAGUGGAGUAAGUAAGGAAGAUCUAGAAGAGCGUCCCGCAAAAAGGGCUAAACAUCGGCAUGUUGAAUCUGACAAGACAUCUGAAAAAAUAGUAUAUAAUAAAACAGAAAGGUGUAAUAUUUGUCGCCAAAAGAUAGACGACUAUAUUAAAAUAUAUGAAGGACCUCCAAAUAAUGCUUCGGAGGAAAUGCUCGCUUUAACAGAUGACAAAUUAUCCAUAGAUUCACAAGAUGACUUCCCUCAACACAAAUUAACUCAUUUCAGUGUUUUCGAUCGUAACAGUCAUUUGUGUCCUUUUGAUACGGGACUUGUAGAUGAAAAUGUACAGCUAUUUUUUUCUGGAUAUAUAAAACCUGUUUAUGAAGAUGACGCUUCACCAGAAGGUGGAGUACCAGCAGAAAUGAUGGGUCCAAUAGCCGAGUGGUACAUAGCUGGUUUCGAUGGUGGAGAUCUGGCUCUUGUGUAUAUUAAGUCACCAUAUGCCGAAUAUAUUCUAAUGGAGCCAUCCGCCGAAUAUGCUCCUAUCUUUAAGGCCUUGAAAGCAAAGUCAUAUUUGAGUAAAUACAUUAUAGAAUUUCUCUUAGAUGAAACUGAACCCACCUACGAGGACUUGAUCAACAAACUUGAAACGAUAGUGCCACCCGAUAAUUUGGAACAAUUUACUGAGGAAAGUUUACUAACGCACGCACAGUUCAUAUGUGAUCGAGUAUUGUCUUUCGAUGCUGAUGCUGAAGAGGAAGACACUCUUUUUAUUACAACACCCUGCAUGAGAUCAUUAGUGGAUCUUGCAGGUGUCACUCUAGGAAGAAAGAACGCCCUUCGUGAAAUUAGAGCCAGAAGGUCGCAACGAAAUAACCAACAGACUUGGACGAAAGCAACUACUACACGAUUAGUUAAUGACGUGUUUGAACAUGUAUUUUCUGAUCAGUUAAUAGAACAUGAUAAUGAAAUAAGUAAGAAACAUAAAAUGAGGUGUGGAGUAUGUGGACAUUGCGAAAGUCCUGACUGUGGAGAGUGUGCAGCAUGCAAGGCUAUGGUCAAAUUCGGAGGGACUGGAAAAUCCAAACAGGCAUGCACUCGUAGACGCUGCCCAAACAUGGCUAUUAAGCUCGCAAAUGAGUCUGAUGUAGAAGAUGACGAUCAGCUCGAAACUAUGACGGAAGAUAUGAGCGCUAGUCGAUCGGAAGAAAACAGUGAUACAAAAACUGUUAAAGAACUCUCAAAAGAUAUUGCAUGGCUGGGAGAGAAAAUCGUUAGCGACAAAAAAAGGACAUUUUACACAGGCGUAACAGUCGGUGAUGAAAUGAUAGAAGUAAACGACUGCGUGCUUGUAGAACCGAAUGAUUCAUCUGUUCCACCAUAUGUUGCUAAAGUAGUUUACCUGUGGGAAACUAACGAGGGCGCGAAAAUGUUUCACGCAAAUUGGUUCUACAGAGGAAAUGAAACUAUACUUCAAGAAACAUCACAUCCUGCAGAGAUAUUUUUAUCUGACCAGUGUAAGGAUUUGCCCUUCAGUAGUAUUAGAUCCAAGUGUACUGUUAUUCAUAAAAAAGCACCAGAAAAUUGGGCUGAACUAGGCAAUACGGACUGGAACGUUGAGGAUGAAAAGAAAUACAAGGAUGGUAAAACAUUCUUUUAUCAGAAACGCUAUUUGUUUGAGACAUGCAGAUUUGAAGAUCCUUUACCUGAACUAGAGUGUACUUCUACGAUUAGUAGUCAUUGUUUCUGUGCCGUAUGUGCCCGCGUAAAGGAAUUAGAUGAAUUCAACACACCGAAGGUGUCCGAACGAAAAGAAGAAAAAUGUAACAUGGUCACUUACGGUCUUGUACAAUAUAAGGGAGAAGAUUAUACAGUCCAAUCAGCUGUGUUUUUAAGUCCGAAAGCUUUCAGUUUCAAAUAUAAACUUAAAUAUAGUUCCGCGCCAAAAAGAGACGACGUAGAUCCAGAACUAUAUCCUGAAUAUUAUAGAAAACGUAGUGAUUAUGUCAAAGGUUCAAAUUUUGAGCUCCUAGAUCCUUUUUGCAUAGGAUGUAUAAGUGAGAUAUAUGCUACUACGAAUAAAAAGGAACCCUCACUUGAUGAUAUUUAUAUAAAAGUAAAUAAAUUAUAUAGACCAGAGAACACACACAAGGGAGCUACGUUAGUGAAACAAGAAGACUUGAAUAAACUUUAUUGGAGUGAUGAAGUGUGUACUAUCAAUUUUGGUAAUGUUGUUGGAAAGUGCUAUCUUGCUUAUUCUGAAAACAUAACAAUCCCAAUUGACGAUUGGACUGAUGCAGGACCAUAUAGGUUUUACUUUAGUGAAGCUUAUGAUAUAGAACACGAAAAAUUUGAGGAACCAUGCUCUACUGCAAGGAACCUUGGUAGAAGUACAUUAAAGGGAAGCAAGGGGAAUGUAAAAUUAAAAGGGAAUAAAUCAAAGAUAAGUGAGGAAAAGGAGGAUACUAAUAAACCUAUUGAAUACAAAAUAAUAGGGAGGAAAUUACGAACGUUAGAUGUAUUUUCUGGGUGCGGUGGAUUAUCGGAAGGUUUACAUCAAUCUGGUAUAUCUGAAACUCUUUGGGCUAUAGAAAAAGAAAAACCAGCUGCUAAUGCUUUCCGUCUAAAUAACCCUCAGGCAACAGUGUACGAAGAAGAUUGUAACAUAUUACUAAAAAAAGUUAUGGAUGGCGAAACAACAGAUAAAUGGGGUCAAAAACUGCCUCAAAAGGGAGACGUAGAAAUAUUAUGCGGUGGUCCACCAUGUCAAGGCUUUAGCGGCAUGAAUCGUUUCAAUAAACGGCAAUAUUCUUUGUUCAAAAACUCUCUGGUCGUCUCGUUUUUAUCGUAUUGCGAUUAUUAUAGGCCCAAAUUCUUUAUUAUGGAAAACGUUCACAAUUUUCUGAGUUUUAAAAAACAUGUGGUUCUAAAAUUAACGUUAAGAUGUUUAAUUCGCAUGGGCUACCAAUGUGCAUUUGAGUCUCUUCAAGCUGGAAAUUACGGAGUGCCACAAUCGAGACGAAGAGCGAUACUCUUAGCUGCUGCACCUGGGCAAACAUUACCUAAAUAUCCUGAAGCUAUGCACGUCUUUCGUAAACAUUUCAACAUACGUACAUAUAUCGGAAAAAAAUACUAUGAUACAACUCGCACUUGGACAUCAGCACCAUAUAGAACAAUUACCGUAAAAGACGCGAUAUUUGAUUUGCCAGAGAUUAAAAAUGGAUGUUCAACGUUAAAAAUGCCGUAUACAAGUGAUCCAGUGUCACACUUUCAAAGAAAAAUCCGAAGAAAACUAACGGAACCAAUGUUAAGAGAUCAUAUAUGCAAGACUAUGAAUCCUCUUAUAUUAACUAGAAUAUCUCAUAUUCCACUUACUGUCGGUGCUGAUUGGCGUGAUUUGCCAAAUAUUGCUAUCACUUUAGGUACCGGUUACAAGGUUAAAAAAUUAGAAUACACUCAUGAUGAUAAAAAGAUGGGAAGAGCUCCUACAGGAGCACUUCGCGGUGUCUGUAAUUGUGCCGAAGGUGACAAAUGCGAUCCUAUGGCCAGACAGUUCGAUACCUUAAUCCCAUGGUGCCUACCACAUACUGGGACGCGUCACAAUCACUGGGCAGGAUUAUAUGGUAGAUUAGAAUGGGAUGGAUUCUUUUCUACAACCGUUACAAUUCCUGAGCCUAUGGGAAAACAGGGACGUGUAUUGCAUCCAGUGCAAAAUCGAGUGGUAAGCGUAAGGGAGUGUGCAAGAUCGCAAGGAUUUCCCGACUAUUAUCAAUUUCAUGGUGAAAUAAAUGACAAGCACCGACAAAUCGGAAACGCAGUCCCUCCACCGCUCGCAGCAGCCAUAGGCCAUGAGAUAAGGAAGUGUAUCCGUGACACAGAUGUUAUACCUAAAAUUGAAAGUGAACUCACUGAAGACAUUGAAAGGCCUACAACAAGCAGAGAGUAUCCAUAAAGAGCCCAAGGUAAAUUGAUCAAAGAAGAGCCUGAUACAAGUCAAUCGAGGAUAGUAAAAGUUGAAAGUGAACUAAUCGAAGACCCCGAAAAACCUGGUAUAUGUCAAAAGAGUUUAGAAAAAGAUGAAAAUGUACUGAUUGAAGAUCCCGAAAAAACUGGUACAAGCAAAGGAGUCUAGAAACAGUUGUGUACGAUGCUAGAUUUUACUUUGAACUGUUUUAUAUGAUUUCACUUCAAUCUUUUAUCUUUCUAUUUGACUGUCAUUUUAUGAUUUUUUAACAUGGGACUGUCAUUUUACUAUUUCUAUCAUAUGACUUGACUGUGGGGUUUCAGUACUUUUUUAUUUGAUUUGGAAG
This is a messenger RNA of Ceratina calcarata, 4560 nucleotides long. RefSeq names its product DNA methyltransferase 1a (gene Dnmt1a). Gene Ontology annotation, molecular function: chromatin binding; DNA (cytosine-5-)-methyltransferase activity; zinc ion binding. Gene Ontology annotation, biological process: negative regulation of gene expression via chromosomal CpG island methylation; DNA methylation-dependent constitutive heterochromatin formation. The transcript has 16 exons. The record is from RefSeq and is a predicted model, not a curated record. Gene Ontology annotation, cellular component: nucleus. NCBI's taxonomy places the organism in Eukaryota, Metazoa, Arthropoda, Insecta, Hymenoptera, Apidae. The coding region runs from base 162 to 4202 and encodes 1346 amino acids.